This is a messenger RNA of Lodderomyces jiufengensis, 1065 nucleotides long. RefSeq names its product pepsin-like aspartic protease. NCBI's taxonomy places the organism in Eukaryota, Fungi, Ascomycota, Pichiomycetes, Serinales, Debaryomycetaceae. Gene Ontology annotation, molecular function: aspartic-type endopeptidase activity. The transcript has 2 exons. Bases 1 to 1065 code for a protein of 354 amino acids. Gene Ontology annotation, biological process: proteolysis. The record is from RefSeq and is a predicted model, not a curated record.
AUGAUACACCAAUUAAUUACAAUUAGCACUUUAUUCGUUGCUACUAUUAACGCUAUUUUUAUUCAAAAUCAACCAAGAAAUGGUGUUGUUACCUUAGAUUUUGAAUUAGCAAGUGUUCCUGGUUUAGAUAAGAGACAAAUUGCGGAAUUGGAUUCUUUUACUGAUCUUUACUUCAAAUCAAUUGUUGAAGUAGGUUCAAAUCGUGAUCCAGUCUUAUUAUUCCUUGAUACUGGUAGUUGGUUAACCCAAAUUCCUGAUGUAAGUACUAAUUGUACUAAAUGUUUACUUCCAAAUGGUAAACCUGGAUUAUUUAAUUCAAAUAAAUCUACAACUGCAGUUAGAACAGGUAACCCAGCUAGAUCAACAUUUUAUAAAGGUGCUGCUUAUUUCUAUGGUGAAUACGUCCUUGAUGAUGUAUGGUUUGCUUCAAAUUUUAAAAUUCCAAAAGUUUUAUUUAAUGAUGUAAGUGAAAUUGGACCAACUUGGCCAUUUGGAAUUUUGGGACUUAUUUCAAAACCAAUAACUUCUAUAUCUGCAACAAAUUCAAGUGCUACGAAUUUACAAUUAUACUUAGGUGGUUAUAGUGAAUCACAUUUAGAUGGGGAUUUUGAUUGGUAUCCUAUUCAAGGUACUCAAGUUAGCGCGUUGGUUAAUUCAAUUAAUAUAAAUGGAACUAACAUUCCGGUGAAUGUAACACCACUUUUUGACUAUGGAAAUCCUGCUCUUUAUUUUAAACAAGAAGUUUAUGAUGCCAUAACAAAUUCAUUCCCAUUUGAUCCAAACAAUAGAAGGGGAUCUCGUCAACAUGACGCUUCUUUAUUUAAAGAUAAAUCAUUUACUUUAACUAUACAUGGCAAAAAUUAUACUAUUCCAUUAGUUGCUUUCAUUAAACCUGGUUGUACUGGCAAACAUUGUCCACUGGUAAUGUGGUCACAGACUUAUACUUCGAUUGGAUCACCAAUUUUACGAUUUUUAAACCUUGCUGUUAACGUUGACAUAGGAAACGAGUUUAUCGGUUUGGCUAAUUGGAAAUCAUCAGAUACUAAUAAUGUUGUUUCAUUCUAG